UCCAUUGGUAUAUUGUUUCCUGACAAUUAUUGUCAAUUUGGCUCAAAUAAACUCAUAAAAAUUUCCUACAGGAUUGGACAUUUCUGAUAAGGACUCUAAGAGCUAUUGAAUCGGGUGAAACUGGAAGAAGUUACAUGGGUGGAUGUAAGCAUUUCUGGGGACACAUCUGACUGGAGACAGAGAUCUGAACAGAAGUUUAGAACAGACCUAGAACACACCAAGACAGAGCCUCCCUGUUGCCAGCUCUUUUCAGAGAACAGAAGAAAAUGCUCCAGGCUCAGCACAUCACACCAUUGAACAGCACGGUGCUGUUACAGGAAUCCCUAACAUUUCAUGAUGUGGCCGUGGACUUCACCUUAGAGGAGUGGCAGCUCCUGGACCCCAAUCAGAAGGACCUGUACAGGGAUGUGAUGUUGGAGAACUACAGCAACCUGGUGUCAGUGGCAGGGUAUCAAGCCAGCAAACCAGACACACUCUCCAGGUUGGAACGAGGGGAAGAACCGAGGGCAGUACAGGAUGAAAUGCACCAUGUAGUCUGCCCAGAACUCAGGAGAGUUGAUGAUCCUCUGCAGUGUCACUUGCAAAGUCAAAGCAUUCAGAAGACUGUGGAACAAUGCCUUGAACAUAAUAUGUUUGCAAAUAUUGUUAAUCAGGGCGAAGGUCAUUUCAUACUAAAGCAAAACUAUGAUAUGAUUAAGAUAAAUGAAAAACCUUUAAAAUCAAAUUUAAGUAUUAAAAACCUAAACAGCAGCUAUAAGUUAAAGGAUUCUGCUGAGUUGAAUGGAGGUGGGACAUCCAUUCUGCAUGCUAACCAUGAACAAUUUUAUACUGAAAUCACAUUGCCUGUCAGUACUGAACCCAUCACUAAUAAGUCCCAGCAACAGAGAACUCACAAUGUAGAGAAAGCCCACUUAUGCAUUCAGUGUGGGAAAGGCUUCAUAAAUAUGUCUGAGCUCACUGAUCAUCAGAGUUUUCAUACUAGAAAGAAAGCUCAUGGAUACAGUAUGUGUGGGAAAGCCUUCUCCAGAAAAUUGCGUCUCACUGAACAUCAGAGAAUUCAUACAAGUCUAAAACAGUAUAAAUGCUCUGAAUGUAGCAAAACCUUUCUCAAAAUAUCACAGUUCACUAUACACCGGAAAACUCACAAGAAAGAGAAACGUUAUGCGUGUACUGAAUGUGGGAAAACAUACAUCAAAAACUCUCUGCUCAUCAGUCAUCAGCGAACUCAUACAAGAGAGAAACCCUAUGGAUGUAGUCUAUGUGGGAAGACUUUCUGUAGUAAGACUAAUCUCAAAACACAUGAGAAAACUCAUACAGGAGAGAAACCUUAUAUGUGCAGUGAAUGUGGAAAAGGUUUCAUCAAGAAGAGCCAUCUUAUUAUACAUCAUUGUACUCAUACUGGAGAGAAACCCUUUGUAUGCAGUGAGUGUGGUAAGACCUUCCAUAGAAAGACAAUUCUCACUGAUCAUCAGAGAAUUCAUACAAGACUAAAUCAGUACGAAUGUACUGAAUGUGACAAAACCUUCCCCAAAAUAUCACAGUUCACUAUACACCGGAAAACUCACAAGAAAGAAAAACGUUAUGCGUGUACUGAAUGUGGGAAAGCAUACAUCAAAAACUCUCUACUCAUCAGUCAUCAGCAAACUCAUACAGGAGAGAAACCCUAUGGAUGUAGUCUAUGUGGGAAGACCUUCUAUAUGAAGACUUACCUCAAAAAAAAACAUGAGAAAACUCAUACAGGAGAGAAACCCUAUGGAUGUAGUUUAUGUGGGAAAACCUUCUGUAUGAAGACUUACCUCAAAAAACAUGAGAAAACUCACACAGGAGAGAAAGCCUAUGGAUGUAGUCUAUGUGGGAAGACUUUCUGUAGUAAGCCUAAUCUCAAAACACAUGAGAAAACUCAUACAAGAGAGAAACCUUAUACAUGCAGUGAAUGUGGGAAAGGCUUCGCUGAGAAGAGCUAUCUUAUUGUACAUCAUCGUACUCAUACUGGAGAGAAACCCUUUGUAUGCAGUGAAUGUGGUAAGACCUUCCAUAGAAAGACAAGUCUCACUGUACAUCAGAGAAUUCAUACAAGACUAAAUCAGUAUAAAUGCACUGAAUGUGACAAAACCUUCCCCAAAAUAUCACAGUUCAAUAUACACCAGAAAACUCACAAGAAAGAGAAACCUUAUGUGUGUCCUGAAUGUGGGAAAGCAUACAUCAAAAACUCUCUACUCAUCAGUUAUCAGCGAACUCAUACAGGAGAGAAACCCUAUGGAUGUAGUCUAUGUGGGAAGACCUUCUACAGGAAGACUUAUCUCAGAAAACAUGAGAAAACUCAUAUGGGAGAGAAACCUUAUAAGUGCAAUGAAUGUGUAAAGGGUUUCUUACAGAAGAACAGGUUGACUGUACAUCAACGGAUUCAUACAGGAGAGAAACCUUAUAGAUGCAGUGAAUGUGGAAAAGGCUUCAUCGAGAAAAGCUAUCUUAUUACUUAUCUCAAAAAACAUGAGAAAACUCAUACAGAAGAGAAAUCUUAUAAAUGCAGUGAAUGUGGAAAGGGUUUCCCAAAGGAGAACAGAUUGAUUGUACAUCAAUGGACCCACAUAGGGGAGAAACCAUAUAGAUGUAGUGAAUGUGGAAAAGGCUUCGUUAACAACAGUUACCUUAUUGUACAUCAUCGUAUGCAUACUGGAGAGAAACCCUUUAUAUGCAGUGAAUGUGGUAAGAUCUUCUCUAGAAGGGUAAAUCUCACUAUACAUCAGAGAAUUCAUACAGGAGAGAAACCCUAUGGAUGUAGUCUAUGUGGGAAAACCUUCUAUAUGAAGACUUACCUCAAAAAACAUGAGAAAACUUAUACAGGAGAGAAACCCUAUGGAUGUAGUCUAUGUGGGAAGACUUUCUGUAGUAAGCCUAAUCUCAAAACACAUGAGAAAACUCAUACAGGAGAGAAACCUUACAAAUGGAAUGAAUGUGGAAAGGGUUUCUCACAGAAGAACGGGUUGAUUGUGCAUCAAUGGACUCUUACAGGAGAGAAACCUUAUAGAUGCAGUGAAUGUGGAAAAGGCUUCAUCGAGAAGAGCUAUCUUAUUGUACAUCAUCGUACUCAUACUGGAGAGAAACCCUUUGUAUUCAGUGAAUGUGGUAAAACCUUCCAUAGAAACAUAGUUAUCACUGUACAUCAGAAAACUCAUACAAAAGAGAAGCCCCAUGGAUGCAGUCUACACAGGAAAGUCUUUGGUAAAAAGUCUACCCUCAAAAUACAUGGGGAAACUCAUACAGGAGAGAAACCUUUUUUAAUGCAAUGAAUAUGGGAGAGGCUUCUCAGUGAAGUUCUGUCUCAUCAGACAUCAGCAAAUUCACACUGAAGAGAAGCCCUAUGUGUGUGGUAUUUGUGGAAAAGGCUUAACCAUGAAGCAUGACCUCACUGUACAUCACCAAAGUCACAUGUCAGAAAAACCAUGUAUGUGAGAUGAAUGUGGAAAAGACUUCACUGAAAAGUCAUCUAGUUGUACAUCAGCAAAUUUACAAGGAGAGAAACAGGAGAGAAACCCAAUCUAUGCACUGAAUGUGCACAAGUCUUCUGGGUGAAAAUGCAGCUGAUUGUACAUGAACAGACUCAUACAGAAACCUUGUAUAUAUAAUGAAUGUGGGGAAAGAUUGACAGCUAAGUGUAAUCUCAUCAGACAUCAGCUAAAACAUGGGAGAGAAGCCUUAUGUAUAUAGUGUGUGUAGAAAAGGCUUGACCACGAACUGAUCUCACUUUAUAUUAGUGAACUCAUAAUUGAGGAAAAAACAUAUGUAAUGAAUGUGGGAAAGGCUUCA
Messenger RNA from Phyllostomus discolor (pale spear-nosed bat), 3807 nucleotides. Its product is annotated as zinc finger protein 615-like. Bases 267 to 3290 code for a protein of 1007 amino acids. Gene Ontology annotation, biological process: regulation of transcription by RNA polymerase II. NCBI's taxonomy places the organism in Eukaryota, Metazoa, Chordata, Mammalia, Chiroptera, Phyllostomidae. The record is from RefSeq and is a predicted model, not a curated record. Gene Ontology annotation, molecular function: RNA polymerase II cis-regulatory region sequence-specific DNA binding; DNA-binding transcription factor activity, RNA polymerase II-specific. The transcript is spliced from 6 exons.